Messenger RNA from Parnassius apollo (apollo), 1494 nucleotides. The record is from the annotation of a GenBank genome assembly. NCBI's taxonomy places the organism in Eukaryota, Metazoa, Arthropoda, Insecta, Lepidoptera, Papilionidae.
AUGAGUGACUUAAUCCUUGAGGUUGCAGGAGUGGGGUAUCCUGCACAUCGACUGAUUCUAUGUGCCAGUAGUGAGGUGUUCCAGGUUAUGCUGAUGAAUCGAGAAUGGAGCGAAUGGCGAGAAAGUCGCAUUGUGUUACAGGAGACUCCUUCGGCUGCCUCUGUCUUCCCACAUUUUCUUAAGUAUUUUUAUACCGGCCAAAUAAAAAUAUCGCAUGAAACUGUUCUUCCAGUACUCUCUUUGGCUGAUAAGUACAAUGUCAAUGAUCUAGUGACGCUGUGUCUUGAAUACAUGUCACAGCAUAUCGCUCAAGCUGCCAAACGUGGAAAACUCAUCUCAUGGAUGCAAUAUACAAUGGCCUGUGGACAUAAUGAAGUUGCAAAGGCUUGCCAGAACUUCGUUAAGUGGAACUUGGAGUGGCUGUGGUCAGACAGUGAGCUAGAUGAGCUGGAGGGGGAGAAUCUGGUGCACCUGCUGCAGCAGAGUGACCUGGUUGUACAUAAUGAGAUGAGCGUCUACCGGUUUGUUGAACGCUGGCUCAACCGGCAAAGAGUUAGACUUGGCCUCUGCAGUAACACUUCUGAAGAUACUGCCAAUAACAGUGAUCAAUCUGAAAUAAAGGCGCAUUGGGACUCUCUUGUUGCUGCUGUGUUCUCACAUGUGAGGUUCCCCAUGAUGUGCCCAAAUCAACUGGCGAAGUUGCUUCUGUGUCCACUGACCCAGGAGCACAAGGACUUUUUUAUGGAACAUAUGGCCAUUGCGAUGAGCUACCAGUCGGGUCAGAUGGAGCGGGCGGGGCGUGGUGGGGGUGGAGGUGGGGGCGGGUUGGUGUUCACGCCGCGGCUGUACACAGAGGACACGUGGGGCUCGGUGCUGGGCGUGGAGCACUUCCACUCGCUGCCGUGCUACCACAUGCGCACGUUCAUCUUCUCCACGCGCAGCGCCAUCAGCGACGCGGACCCGCAGGACAAGCUCGCCGAGUGGACCGUCGACCUCUACCCCAAGGGGGUCUGGUUCCGCAAGAGCAUGCUCAUUGCCUGGUCCGGCACAUAUGAUGUGCCUGAAGUAGUUCUACGGACGGUGAGGAUAUCCAUCACGUGUCAAAGUGUAGCAGCCGGGGAGCCAUAUUGUCCUGAACCUGAUGUCAGGGUCAAGAUCGGUAUACUCGUGUGGGGCGUCCAGAAGGGAGUGGAGCACAUUUCUGCUGUGACGGAGAGAGUGCAUCGGUUUUCAGCUCAGAACAGAGUGCUGAAUAUCGACAACGCGUUGGACUUCGACGAGCUGAACACGCCUCUCUACACGCCUUCGCAUUCUCAAACGUCUUUCGCUGCUUACAAAGGCCCCGCUCGCUGUCCCAAGUGUGUGGACUCGUGCGCCUACCCUGAACCACCUCAUCUGCUCGGACCCAACCGCGACCAGUUGAGGAUACAGGUGGUAAUUGUUCCGCUGACAGACUUCUGCCACGUGAGUCCACCGGAAGUGACGUUUGGAUGA